AGAUGCACACACCAACCUCACACAGCCAAUCAACAACCACAGCCCGACCCGUGUGUUACUGUGACACUCCCACGCUGCACAGCCUGGCCGAGGCCCUCUUGUACCCACUAGUCCCCGCUCCCCUCCCAGAGCCAAGAGAGGACCCAGGAGUCCGGGCUCCGGGCUCCCAGCUCCCCACAGCACAGCGGGGCCCCGCGCACAGCCCAGGGGCGGGGACCGGGUUGCCCCAUUACGGGCUCCUGCCGCCGGGGGACCAGGUGCCGCGAGCGCCCCCAGCGGCGGGACUCGGGACCCAGGCGUCCGGCGGGGGGCUGGGCCGGAGGGUCGCUGCGCUGGGGCCCCCCCCCCAGCUGCUGGAGCUGGCGGCGCAGGCGCGGGGCCGGGCGCGGAGCGGGCGGGAGGCGGCCCCGGGGAGGCACCAGCCGGGGGCGGGAAGUCGCUGCCCGGGCGGAGGAAGCGGCCGGGGCCGGAGCCGAGCCCGGCGAUGGCUGCAGCGGGGCCGGCGCAGCCGGGAGGAGUGGGGGCUCUUAUCCCGGCCAGAGAAGCAGCUGUACCGGGACCAGAUGCUGAGGAAUUACCGGGCCCUCGUUUCCUUGGGCUGUUCAGGUUCCACACCAGACUUAAUCCACCGGAUCGAGCUAGGGGAGGCAGAGCUCUGGAUCCGGGAUGCCGAGGACUCCAGGGAAAACUCAAGACCUGAAAGCCCCUCCUCAGAAGCGAGUCACCACAGCUCCCCCAUGCCUCAACUUCCUCAAGUGUGUAAUGGAAAAGGGAUUGCGGCUCUGAGGAUAAACUUCAUCUCAGGGCACGAGAGCCUGGGAGGAACGAGGACAUGGUCUGUCUUUGGCAGGAGCUUCAGCCAGUCCUCAGUCGUGAAAAUACACCCGCAUAUGCACACCAGAGAGCGGCUGUACCACUGUGCUGACUGCGGAAAGGGCUUUGCACAGAGCUCAAACGUGAGAACACACCAGCGCACACGCACUGGGGAGCGACCACACCACUGUGCUGACUGCAGCAAGGGCUUUGCAGAGAGCUCACUCCUGAGAACACACCACCGCACACGCACUGGGGAGCGUCCGCACUGCUGUGCUGACUGCAGCAAGGGCUUUGCAGAGAGGUCACACCUGAGAAUACACCAGCGCACGCACACGGGGGAGCGGCCGUACCACUGUGCUGACUGCGGAAAGGGCUUUGCGGAGAGCUCAAGCCUGAGAAGACACCAGCGCACGCACACUGGGGAGCGGCCGUACCGCUGUGCUGACUGUGGCAAGUGCUUUGCACAGAGCUCAAUCCUGAGAAGACACCGACGCACACACACCGGGGAGCGGCCGUACCACUGUGCUGACUGCGGCAAGGGUUUUGCACAGAGUACAAGCCUGAGAAGACACCAGCGCACACACACUGGGGAGCGGCCGUACAGCUGUGCUGAUUGCGGCAAGAGUUUUGCAGAGAGCUCAAACUUGAGAACACACCAACACACACAUAGCGGGGAGCUGCUGCACUGCUGUGAUGUUUGCGGCAAGAACUUCAGCAACACCAAUGCACUGACCAAGCACCAGCGCACACACACAGGGGAGAGGCCUUUCCAAUGCACUGACUGCAGCAAGAGCUUUGCAGAGAGCUCAAGCCUGAGACGACAUCAGCGCACACACACCGGGGAGCGGCCGUACAACUGUGCUGACUGUGGCAAGUGGUUUGGUAGAUUGGCCAACCUCAACCGGCACCAGGUCACUCACACUAACACCCCUCUGCCAUCGCCAGGGCCUGAGGGGCUUCUUGCAGCCAGUGGGCCUGUCAUGGCAUCAGCAGAUGUAGCCCAGAGCUGGAUGCUAUCCUCAGUGGAAACCCCACCUCCACUGCCAAGAGCCGCAUGGAUACUUCAGAGGGCACAGAGGCAGCGGAAAGAGGACCUAACCCAGAGGCUGAAGUUAUUGAUGAAGAGGUGGAGUUAGAUGAGGAUGUGCAGCUCCUGGCAGGGUCAUCCAGUAGGCCAGGCAGCCAGGAACUGUUCUCCACUCCAGAGCUGUCUAGCCAGACUCAGCAGUUGCUCUUCAGGGAGCAAGAAGCAGGAGAUGAGAUGCCUGAUAUGGACUUCAGGAACACCUCACACAUGCUGGCCAAGCAUCUCCGCCAGAUAAGAAAACCCCCAAGAUGUAGCAAAGAAGACAUGUUCUGGGAGGUCCGGCAGUGCUCUAAUGCAGAAAAAAAGGGAACACAAGGAGUGCUGGGAAGCUGAAUAGCAGGACAGAAAAGAGAAUCACAUGUUUGUUAAGGACACAACUGAGCGGCUGAUUAAAAUAAUGGAGGAGCAAACAUAGGUGCUGAAGUCCUUAAUAAUGCUGCAGACUGAGACCUUGCCUAUGCUAGAGGGGAAAUUCGA
Caretta caretta (loggerhead turtle) is the source of this 2380-nucleotide messenger RNA. Lineage: Eukaryota; Metazoa; Chordata; Testudines; Cheloniidae. The record is from RefSeq and is a predicted model, not a curated record.